Carassius gibelio (silver crucian carp) is the source of this 1231-nucleotide messenger RNA. It is a transcript of the gene cav4b, whose product is annotated as caveolin 4b. Bases 353 to 868 code for a protein of 171 amino acids. The transcript is spliced from 4 exons. The record is from RefSeq and is a predicted model, not a curated record. NCBI's taxonomy places the organism in Eukaryota, Metazoa, Chordata, Actinopteri, Cypriniformes, Cyprinidae. Gene Ontology annotation, cellular component: caveola. Gene Ontology annotation, molecular function: molecular adaptor activity. Gene Ontology annotation, biological process: caveola assembly.
UCUGUCUAGUAACCUGAUCAGUGGUGCCCUCUCCACUCCUCUCCCCAAAAUAACUCUACACUCACCCUCUAAUUCUUCACUGGGUACAGACACUUCCACACCAGACUAUGGCAAAAAACACCAGGCAGAACGAGUGAGGUCACUCCUCCAUACUGUAGGUCCCCUCCAUGCCUGCUGCUGCACAGUUAUAGUUUGAUACAGGCCACAUAUUCAUCUGUUAGAUGUGGACGACGAGAUUGGAGAUUGGCAGUGUCUCUCAGAUAGAUCAGAUAGUUACUAUUGCUGAAGUUACUUUUUUGACCUAAACCAGGACUACAGUUUAUUUUUGGACCAGGACUAUUAAAUAGUCAAUAUGAUGUCAGACGAGUGUUUGGUGGAGUGUAAUAUUGAUGAUGAUGAUGAUGAAGAUAAAGAUGAUGAUGUGAAGGAGAUGCACCCGUCUCCGCCUCCUCCUCCACAGUUCUCCUCCACCCCGUCCCUCACUUGGGGUGAGAUCAGAGAUCCCUGUGGCAUCAACAAACACUUGAAGAUAGAGUUCAGUGAUGUUUUGGCGGAGCCCGUGUCCACACACAGCUACGACCGCGUGUGGGUGUACAGCGGCAUUGGGUUCGAGUCCACGAGGCUGUGGGGUUACCGCUGCCUCACAGCGCUGUGUGCGGUUCCCCUCUCCUGUCUCUGUGGCUGUCUCUUUGCCCUCCUGGCCUGUAUGCACAUCUGGUGUGUGAUGCCCUGUAUCCAGGUGUGUCAUAGCUGCCUGCCCUGUGUGAGGUCACUGUGGAUGAGUGCGGUUAAUAUCUUCAUCGCUCCGUUCUGCACAUCUGUGGCUCGCUGUUGCAGUGGCGUAUAUGUGGUGUUCUCCAAAGAGUGAUGAAACACAGGAAGGAAUUUGAGGAAGCUUGUCAAAUUAAAUAACAAAACAAAACAUGAAUGCUUGGAAUACCUGAAUGGAUUUUGUUGUUGUUGUUGUUAUUUGAAGCUAUGUUUAAAUAACCAUGAGACAUUCAAAGAAGAGGAUUACAUGUUAUUAAAUAGAUUUUUAUUUAAUAACCUUUUAUAUGUAUUUUUAAUUCAUCUUAAUGUAACAAAUUCUGCAUAGGUUUGUCUACGAAAUUACAAUAUAACCUUUUUACACAGAAUCUGCUGAUUUUUCUUUUUCCAGAUGUUUGAUAUAAUGAAUGUCUGCUUUAAUGCUGUGUCAUACAUGUAUUUGAUUAAAACCAUGUAGCCUGCA